Molecule: messenger RNA, 1251 nt
Organism: Parastagonospora nodorum SN15
Lineage: Eukaryota; Fungi; Ascomycota; Dothideomycetes; Pleosporales; Phaeosphaeriaceae
Exons: 2
Coding region: 1-1251 (416 amino acids)
Source: RefSeq, a predicted model, not a curated record
AUGGGGGUUGGCGCCCAAACGGAACAAAUUGCUGCGGUGCCGUUGAAAGCCGCCUUUCCCUUCUUGAGACUGCCCCGCGAACUCCGUGACCUGAUCUACGACUAUGCUCUUCGGAUAGACGAUGACCGGAGCCUGCGUGCUCUGCGCAUUGAACGCCGCAACUUGAAAUACUUCACGCCCAGCGCGGCUGCGAUCCUGCUGGUCCUUCACCAUGAGUAUUUCCUCGUCAACCGCCAGGUUGCCCGCGAAGCCCUCGAAGUCUUGCUCAAGGACCACACCGUCUUUCUCAGCUGCGGUCCCUUUGUGCUCAAAUCUCUGCUGGAGAAGAUCGAGGAGCAAAAUGGGCCGGGCCGACAGUGGCUCAAGUGGAUGAAGAAGAUCGAGCUGGACUGGGUCACCUUUCCCAACCUGACUCACUACCCGCCCGAUCGUGAAGAGGGUAGAGACGACUGGUACUGGGAGCAAGACGAGCAGGAAGUCGAUGUCGACUAUCUCCGUGGCGCCCAAUACAACGGCCACUACGACGAGUACGAUCACGAGGGCGGUCAUUACGACGACAACUUCUAUGACCCAUCCGACGCCACCUUGUAUCCAUCCUUCCAACAACCCCCAGCAGUCCAACCGCCGGAUCCCAACGACCCCUUCGGCUUCGGAGGCCACUAUCCCUUUACUGACCCCUCUCGCAAUCCAAACCCCGAUGAAGCCCCAUCUUUAUCUCGAGAAGACAUUUCAACCAAGCUCGACUUGCUCGUGCAAAUGGAAGUCACCCCGCUCUUCACGUACCUUGCCUCCCACACCUUCAACCUAACCAGCAUCACUAUCCCCCUCUACUUCAUAUCCCGCGAGUCCCAUCACCACCGCAGCAUCACGCGCCCUGGGUACACACUACCACUGAAAAUACGGUACUGGGUACAAGUAUGCGUGCAUGCCCUCGAGGUAUUAAUGGAUGCUACAUGUACGCUCGAUGAAGUCGUUGUGAGAUAUCUGCCGUGGGAUAUAUGGGCAUCCAUGGGCCCUGCGGACGAUCUGAGUCGCGUUGCCAACAUGGGCGUAUGGUUUGAUGAUGACAUGGAUGAUGAGAGAGAAGGUGAGGGCGAAGCAUUCCGCGCUAUCUGGAGUGCGCUGAGGGAGAAGGGAUAUCGAGGGAGGAUGGGACUGAAGGCAAAGAUUAAGUAUAUCAAGUGGGAUGGUAACGUGGAUGCGUUUCGCGUCGGAGACGAGUUGGAAGUCGUUUUCAGCAAAGAGGACUGA